Messenger RNA from Corythoichthys intestinalis (scribbled pipefish), 4965 nucleotides. Its product is annotated as mitochondrial import inner membrane translocase subunit TIM44-like. NCBI's taxonomy places the organism in Eukaryota, Metazoa, Chordata, Actinopteri, Syngnathiformes, Syngnathidae. Bases 53 to 1393 code for a protein of 446 amino acids. The transcript is spliced from 13 exons. Gene Ontology annotation, molecular function: protein-folding chaperone binding. The record is from RefSeq and is a predicted model, not a curated record. Gene Ontology annotation, biological process: protein import into mitochondrial matrix. Gene Ontology annotation, cellular component: mitochondrial inner membrane.
GGUCAGAUGCUGCCGCAAGGUUGCACGUGCAAUUCGUCUCGCUUAAAUCAAGAUGGCAGCCUCCUUGUUUCGAUGUUAUUUGCUGGUCGGCAAGCAUCGUUUGGCCUUCUGUUCCCGGCCUCUGGUGCCCUUAACUUGGAGAGGAGAUGCUGACAGGUUACCAAGGAGUCCAGCAGCAGCACUGCAGGUACGGUAUGCCUCAGGUCGUAAAGGUUUCCUGGGAGAGUUUGUGGACAACCUUCGUCAGGAGUUCAGUAAGAAUCAAGAGAUGAAGGAGAACAUCAAGAGGUUUCGAGAAGAGGCCAAGAGGCUGGAGGAGUCUGAUGCACUCCAACAAGCACGGAGGAAAUAUAAAUCUAUAGAGGCUGAAACGGUGAAGACAUCGGAAGUUUUUAAAAAGACAUUGGGCUCUUUGUCCGAAACCAUGAAGGAGAGCAUUGAGGAGGUGAGUCGUACGGACAUUGGGAAGAAAAUCAAGGAAAGUGUGGAGGAAGCGGCCCGCAGCGCCAUGCACUCUGCUGAGACUGUUUCAAAGGGAGGAGAACGACUGGGCAAGACCAGCGCCUUCCAAGCUAUUUCACAGAGUGUUGAGUCCAUGAAGAAGGAAAUGGAUGUUAAUGAUGCGGGACCUUACAGAGCUCCCCCACAGCUGAGGAAAAGGAGUGAUUUUUCCUCAAAGGGAGCAGAUGGUGACACCAGAGUAUUUGAAGCCAAUGAGGAAGCUUUAGGUGUUGUUCUUCACAAGGACUCAAAAUGGUACCAGCAGUGGAAGGAUUUCAAAGACAAUAACAUGGUUUUCAACAGGUUCUUUGAGAUGAAAAUGAAAUAUGAUGAAAGUGAUAACGUCCUGGUCAGAGCAUCCAGAGCUGUGACUGACAAAGUUACCACCGUCCUAGGUGGUCUUUUCUCCAAGACGGAGAUGUCUGAGGUGCUGACGGAGAUUGUGAAGGCGGAUCCUAAAUUUGACAAGGACUCUUUUCUCAAACAGUGUGAGAAAGAUAUCAUCCCAAACAUAUUGGAGGCUAUGAUUCGUGGAGAGCUGGAUGUAUUGAAAGACUGGUGCUAUGAAGCGACAUACAGUCAGCUGGCCCAUCCAAUCCAACAAGCUAGAGCUUUGGGGUUGCUGUUCCAGUCCAAAAUCCUUGAUAUUGACAACAUUGAUUUGGCAAUGGGGAAGAUGAUGGACCAGGGCCCAGUUCUAAUCAUCACCUUCCAGGCCCAAGUUGUCAUGGUUUUACGUAGUCCCAAAGGAGACAUUGUGGAAGGGGAUCCAGAGAAGGUAUUAAGGACAAUGUAUGUUUGGGCGCUUUGUCGCGACCAGGAGGAGCUGAACCCCAACGCGGCGUGGAGACUCCUUGACAUCUCCGCAUCCAGCACUGAACAGGCUCUCUAGUAAGGAAAACAUCAGUGAAAAGACUUGAACUGGAAAUUAUAAUGCAGUAACGGAAUGGGAGAGCCUGGAAUACUCACUGAACGUGGACUCAUCCAGGUGGAAUUUUGUGUAUUUGCACACCAUUUCUCCAUUGCCGUCACCAUGAAGAUGCUUAAUGUGAAGGUUUGUAAAAACAGAUGACCGACUAAGUCUUCAAAUCAUUAAAAAACAAAAAACAGCUGAUAGCAUAGUAGAUCACAUCUCAUGAUGCACUCAUACACUAGCCAGGUAAGGACUAAACUGCUCGCUUGAUCAGUUCAACUGUGCUGCAAACAUAUUUAUUUGUGAGACAAAAAUGUAUACCGGCAGCAAAUGAUCAUGUUUAGUGCAUUUGACGGUGAUGGACGUCCAAUCCAUUUUGACUUGGAGGGCUUAGCAGGGCGCCUCCCAGUCAAAAUGAAUUGGACGUCUAUCGUCGUCAUUGGCACUGAAACAUGAUAAUUCCUAAAUAAAAAUGAAUCAAAUGUAAAUCUAUAGGACCAUUAUUGGAAUACAUGAUGAAUGCUCCUCUACUUACUGAGGAUCGUGUUGCACUUGCUGUUUUAUUGGCGUGUUUGUUCACUUGUUGAUUUUACAUGUUGAAUGUGUGAGUAGAUGAGUUUACCUCUUUAUUUUAUAAAUGGGGAUACUGUUACGUUUUGUGGACUGACUAGACCAGUGGUCUCAAACCGGUCCUCAAAGGGCCGCAGGGGGUACUGGAUUUCAUUCGAACCAAACGAGACAAAUACCUUUUCACCAAUCUGGUUUCUUACAAGUGUAAUCAGUUGAUUGCAAUCAGGUGCUGCUUAUGUUAGUAGAAACCUCAUUGGUUGAACUGUUUGUGCUGGAUCUGUUGGAACAAAAACCAGGACCCACUGCGGCCCUUUGUGGAGUCGGUUUGAGACCGCUGGACUAGACUAUGACUGCAGUGUAACAUUUAUUACUGUAUUUUAACCCCAUGCUUGUAAUGUGCAGCUUUCUCUUUCAGUGCAAGUUUGUUUUGAAAGCCUUGAACAUGUACAGUAUUAUAUAGCGUGUAUCCAAUCUGCUGAUGUGCACGAUUACAGUUAAAGUAAAUAGUGAUCAAAUUUGUGUCGCCCAAACUAGUAUGUUUUUAAUGUAUACCAUUACAAGCUCAUUUGAGCCAAUGUUUUUAUGUCCACUAGAGACCAUUAAACUGCGCCCCGUGUGUAGAACUGCGCGGCAUUUGCUUUUCUCAUUUUGACACUGACGUGCAUGAUAAAUGUCCAUGAAUCCAGCUGUUGAUAAACCUAUGGAUUUACUGUGUAGUCCUGUAUAGGGAUGAUAGAUAAGGCUGUAAAUGACAUGUGCCAGUCGAUUCACACAUAGGGCAAAUAUAUAUGGCAGCUUAUCACACAGUUGUCAGUUAUGAUGAACAGCUACCCCCACUAGCUUCUCCUCACGAAGUGUUUUUGCGCUUCCAGCUGCAAUUCCAUAGAAAAAUGCAGCGUUUUGUAAUGUAUGUAUUUUGUAAGAAUGCUUAGAAACAAAAAGCAUCCCACAUAUGUUAGGGCUGGGCAAUAUGGCCUUAAGUACUUAUCACAGUAAAUUGAGCAGAUUUACCUCAAUAAUGAUAACGAUAAAUUCACCCAAGCGGACUGUUCUAUAAUUUAAAAAUCUAAAUCAAUGCAUGAAAUAUAAAUUAACCGUUUCUUGUUGAUUGAUUUACCAGCUUUCAAUUUAACAAUUGUACAUGCAGUCUAAACAUUAAUUUAUAUAAUUUCUUGUAAACAAUAAGAAUUCAAGUAUGAACAUUUAUAAUAACUUGUGCUUUAUGCUGAAUGCUUUAGCAUCAUAAACGCUAUCAGAGAAAUCACAAAGAUACAAAAUAACGCGACAUACUAAUUGCUAGAUGCAGUCCGUGCCCAAUCCACUCACUCAAGUUCAGCUGUUUGGACGUUCGCCGUUACUCCAUAACCUUCAUUUGUAGCUUGAGCUGCUAGCGUUAACCUGUGGCCUGGCUGCAAGUAGAAAGCACUGGAUGCCGCCAAAAGUCUACUUAAUGUGGGGUGAAAGUUUGGCGAAGCUCCCUUAAGCCACAUUCCAUCACGUUUACUUGUAGCGUUGGCCGCUAGCGUUAGCCUACCGGGCUUCUGUUUGUUUGACUUCCUGAUAAUGACUUCAUACGUAAGCACACUGAGUGCUUUCUUAAAGGGGAAUGAACAUAGCCAAACAACACACAGUCAUAGCUGGAUGAAAAGACUAUUUUCUUGUUUUAUUAAAUUACCAAAUUUACCAACAUGGUCAAAAUUACGUCGGUCAUCAUGAAGAAUUUCGGUAACUGUAAAUUUUCGGUAUACCGCCCGGCUCUACUGUAUGUUAUUGCUGCUUCCACAUUUUACACCCAAUUCACACUGUUCCAACUUAAAAAUGUUUCAAAAAUUAACAUGGCACAGGGAUGUAUUUUUUAUUAGCCCAAAAGUUCAUGGUUGCCCCAAAAACUUUGUCCCCCUCAAAAAAAGCCUAGUUAAUUUCCAAUAGCAUAAUAAACCUAACAUAUUUAUCUUGCUCAUUCAAUUCUCAUCGUUAGUCAUUAUUACUGUUGACUUUCAAGUUGAACCCAGGCACCCAUUGGCAAUAAAGUAAUCCCAAUCCAAAAAAAAAAAAAAAAAAAAAAAAUCCCUAUUGGCUCCCAUUGGUUGUCACCUCGGACACACACAAAAAAAAUCUUAAUUGGCACCCAUUGUCAUUCAACGAAGUCCCACAAAAAUCCUUGGUGGCUCCCAUUUACUCUCGCCUUGGCCAAGAUUCACCCGAAAAAAUCUCCAAUCGCACCCAAUGACAUCCAACUAAGUCCCACAAAGAAAUCCCAGUGGCUACCGUUGACUCUCACCUCAGACUCACAAAAAACAAAUCUCCAUUAGCGGUCCUGCCAAAAAAAAAAAAAAGAAGGAAAAUGAAACUACUCCAAUGGCACUUACUGACAUUCAACUAGAUCUCACAAAAAAUCAAAUCGGGACCCACACAAAGUAUCCACUCUCUCUCAUUCACAUUCAGCUAAGACCUGCAAAAAUGUUUAUAGUGUUACUUACAAAAAUUUGACCUAAAGUCACCAUCGCCAAUAAAGCUUUCCCCUGCAUUUUUUCCAGAAAUUCCAUUUUCUAGUGUAAACCGUGAGAGAACUGCAGUACAAUGUGAAGUAAGAGCUUCCAGCCCUGGAGGUGAUGUUCGUCAACCCUUAACUCCCAAGUAUUGUGACUUGAUGAACGAGGUUGGCUGAUCAAGCACAACUGAGAAAAGCUGCAGGCAGUGCUUUGUUGACUUAUUACGACAUGUUCUUCAGCCACAAUAGUGCUUGUACUCUAUUCAAGAUUUACAAACGCAUCCUAUUUGAUAUACCUCUUAAAGCCUAGGCGCUCGAGAAAGUGCUAACAUCACUUAUGUUAUGUAAGCAGAUGUUGCCCUCUUUUGCUCAUUUGGCCUCCGUUUCCAGAACAUUUUAAUUCAUUCCCUGCCAUUGACGACCAUAGAUGUCCAAUGCAUUUGAACUGGCAGGCAAUCUAUUGUGUUCAACAGCAACUGAUGAUAUAUAU